GGCAAAUUAUUCGUCGGGGAAAUUGACACGAGUGGCGAAAUACCUGGCACCGAAUUAUUCGACUUUAUUCUUCGCAACUUUCCGACAUUGGGAGAACUGUACAAUCUCGGGAGGCUUGGCGUUGAAGUGACUGCGCUGGUUGCGGUGUAUAUGCAAAAUUCGAAUAGGCGAGAGGAAGCUUACAUAUACAUAAGCACUGCAUUGAGGUUGGCUGUAUCUCAUGGUUUCCAUCGCGAGUCUCGAUUAGACAAGUUUUCCCAGUCCGAGAGGGUCAGGCUUAACCGGCUCUGGUGGACCGUGUAUAUGCAAGAGAGGCGCCUAGCAGCUGCGACUGGUAACCCAUCAGGUAUCAAUGAUGAAGCGAUCGAAUUGCCGCUACCAAAAGACGCACCAGGAUUUAGCCCUGCAGCGCCCCUGUGCACGAAUAUCAAGAUUGGCAGAGUUGUGGGAAGAAUCAUCAGUGGCAAUAUAUCGUCUGAAGAAGAAUUGUCCAGGACACCUCUUGGGAAGCUCACUGAAACUUGCAUCGAGGCCGCUCGACGGAUGCUGAAGGCCAUUAUCGUAUUGAAAAGCAAGAAUAUGCUAGUUAUUUUUGGCUUUUUUGACCUAGAAUCAGCAGUCUCAGCUGCUACUGUCAUGAUCCUCAUGGCACUAUAUAACUCUGUAUGCCCAGAUGAAGACCGCUUACAUCCAACGCCCGGACUUAAUGAUGCGCUUGAUGUGCUUCAAUUCUUGGCGGACAAGGGCAAUAUUUUCGCCUUGCAGCGGCUCCAGGAGGCGAGAAGACUUUGGGAGCUGACAAGAGCUUUCCUCCAAAGGGCUCGUGCGGAAACAAAUAGCCACAAUACGGCGUCUGAGUUGGACCACAGGCCUGAAUUCGCCACAGGUAACCCUGCAAACAACUACGAACAUAGCAGUUACCCUCCACCGUGGGAAACUGUAUCAUUACAACAACCGGACGCUGGGGAAAACCUUGCUGGCAAUGCGACCAACGACGCAAACGUGAUAAACAUGGCGACACUAGAUAAUAAUCUAUGGGAUGAAAUCGCAAACAUUUGGACCCUUCGACCGGACCCUGAAGGCAUUACCUCAGUGCCCAGGGAGUCAGUAAAUAAUCCACUUACAGAAGAUGCCUACAGGCAAUAUUACGCUCUUUACAACAACGGGCAAGGAUCUUUCGUUGGAGAUGAUAUGGAAGGCUUAACGGACCUAGGCAGAUAUCUGUUCAAUUCUGGAACCUAG
Messenger RNA from Clonostachys byssicola, 1242 nucleotides. Lineage: Eukaryota; Fungi; Ascomycota; Sordariomycetes; Hypocreales; Bionectriaceae. The record is from the annotation of a GenBank genome assembly.